Messenger RNA from Culicoides brevitarsis, 2473 nucleotides. RefSeq names its product succinate dehydrogenase [ubiquinone] flavoprotein subunit, mitochondrial (gene SdhA). Bases 97 to 2076 code for a protein of 659 amino acids. Gene Ontology annotation, molecular function: succinate dehydrogenase (quinone) activity; electron transfer activity; flavin adenine dinucleotide binding. The transcript is spliced from 4 exons. NCBI's taxonomy places the organism in Eukaryota, Metazoa, Arthropoda, Insecta, Diptera, Ceratopogonidae. Gene Ontology annotation, biological process: tricarboxylic acid cycle; mitochondrial electron transport, succinate to ubiquinone. The record is from RefSeq and is a predicted model, not a curated record.
AAUUUAAUCGAUGUCGGUCAGUGAAAAACUUGCUGCAAUUUUCCAAAAUAUUCAAAAUAAUUAAAUAGUUGAAAUUUUUCGAAGAUUUCCAUAGCGAUGAGUAGCUUAAUCCGCUUACCAUCAUUAUUGGCUAAAAAUACUGCGGCAUCUUUGAGAUGCUUGGCAGGUGUUCCUAGCCGUAAUCUUCACUUCACUGUCGGACAAAAUAACGCAAAAGCUAAUCCUGAUGCGAUUUCACGUGAAUAUCCCGUUGUCGACCAUACCUACGAUGCCGUGGUUGUAGGUGCUGGAGGUGCCGGUCUUCGUGCUGCCUUUGGUCUCGUCGAAAAGGGCUUUAAAACGGCUGUCAUUACAAAAUUAUUCCCCACACGGUCGCACACUGUAGCCGCUCAAGGUGGUAUCAAUGCUGCAUUGGGAAAUAUGGAAAACGAUGACUGGAAAUGGCACAUGUAUGACACCGUCAAGGGAUCCGAUUGGUUGGGAGAUCAAGAUGCCAUUCAUUACAUGACACGUGAGGCACCCAAGGCAGUUAUUGAACUCGAAAACUACGGAAUGCCGUUUUCACGUACGCCAGAGGGAAAAAUCUACCAACGUGCUUUCGGCGGACAAAGUUACAACUAUGGAAAAGGUGGACAAGCUCAUCGUUGCUGCUGUGUCGCUGAUCGUACGGGACAUUCUAUGUUGCACACGUUGUACGGACAAUCAUUGAGCUACGAUUGCAACUAUUUCAUUGAAUAUUUCGCAUUGGACUUGAUCAUGAACGAGGGUGAAUGUGUUGGUGUACUUGCAAUGAACUUGGAAGAUGGCAGCAUUCACAGAUUCCGCGCAAAGAGUACAAUCUUAGCGACUGGUGGAUACGGACGUGCCUAUUUCUCAUGUACCUCAGCUCACACAUGCACGGGAGACGGAACAGCAAUGGUUGCGCGUGCCGGACUACCAAAUCAAGAUUUGGAGUUUGUGCAAUUCCAUCCCACGGGAAUUUACGGCGCUGGAUGCCUCAUGACUGAAGGUUGUCGCGGCGAAGGUGGCUAUCUCAUCAACUCUCAGGGUGAACGCUUUAUGGAACGUUAUGCUCCAGUGGCCAAAGAUUUGGCAUCUCGUGAUGUUGUCUCACGUUCAAUGACUGUCGAAAUUCGCGAAGGUCGUGGAUGUGGACCUGAAAAGGAUCACGUUUACUUGCAAUUGCAUCACCUUCCUCCAGAGCAACUUCACCAACGUUUGCCAGGUAUCUCCGAGACUGCAAUGAUCUUUGCCGGUGUCGAUGUAACGCGCGAACCUAUCCCAGUAAUCCCCACGGUCCAUUACAAUAUGGGAGGCAUUCCCACAAACUACAAAGGCGAAGCACUUAAACUUGGCAAAGAUGGAAAAGAUCAAAUUGUACCUGGUUUGUAUGCAUGUGGCGAGGCAGCUUGCACAUCGGUUCAUGGUGCGAAUCGAUUGGGAGCAAACUCCUUGUUGGAUUUGGUUGUCUUUGGACGUGCUUGUGCUCACAACAUCGCAGCUAAACAUAAGCCCGGUGAGAAGAUUCCAGACUUGAAGUCAAACGCUGGCGAAGAGUCCGUUGCAAAUCUCGACAAAGUGAGAUAUGCCGAUGGUGCCAUUCCCACGGCAGAUCUUCGUUUGGAGAUGCAAAAAACUAUGCAAACGCACGCUGCUGUCUUCAGAGAUGCCGAGACAUUGCAACAAGGUGUCGCCAAAAUGGACAAAAUCUAUCAGAAAAUUAAGGAUGUAAAAGUAAGCGAUCGCUCCCUCAUUUGGAAUUCUGACCUUGUCGAGACAUUGGAAUUGCAAAACUUGUUGCUUUGCGCAAAUAUGACCAUUGUAGCCGCUGAAAACCGCAAAGAAUCACGUGGUGCUCAUGCUCGUGAAGACUUCAAAGAUCGAGUUGAUGAAUAUGAUUAUUCCAAACCAAUUAAAGAUCAACAAAAACGUCCAAUCACUGAGCAUUGGCGCAAGCACACUUUGAUCACCAUCAAUCCAGAUAACGGCAAAGUUUCACUCGACUACAGACCAGUUAUUGAUCAAACCUUGAGUGACGAGUGUGCCACCGUUCCACCAGCAAUUCGUUCAUAUUAAUUCUAUUUUUUCUUCAACGAACGACAAGAUCACGAAAUCAAAAGCACAUAUUCUUUUUUUUAUUGUAAGAUGAAAAAUAUCCAGUGAAGCUUUAUUAGGAAUCGUCUGGUACAAAACUCGUAGAUUUUUUUUUGGUCUCAUAAAAAUUUUAUUUUAUUUUAAAAUCAAAAUUGUGUUCAGUAUUUUUUGUGUUACAGGAAACCAGUAACUAGUUAAAUAAUCUCUAUUUUAUUAUUUUAUUUAUCAUUAUUUAUUGAAAUUGGAAGUAAAAAAAAUAUAUAAAAAACGCGACGCCAGAUGUUUCAAUUGUAAAUCCUUAUAAAUAUAAAUAAAGACUUCAAAGUUGUAAAAACAGCACUUUGUACGGUAAAAUUAAAUAAAGCCAAUUUGAAACAUA